Gallus gallus (chicken) is the source of this 2789-nucleotide messenger RNA. RefSeq names its product RAB5B, member RAS oncogene family (gene RAB5B). Bases 741 to 1388 code for a protein of 215 amino acids. Lineage: Eukaryota; Metazoa; Chordata; Aves; Galliformes; Phasianidae. The record is from RefSeq and is a predicted model, not a curated record. The transcript is spliced from 6 exons. Gene Ontology annotation, molecular function: GTP binding; GTPase activity.
GCCCGCGAGAGGAGGGCUGGGCUGAGGCGCUGUUUGUGUGCUCGGGCCGCAGCGGGAGGCCGGGGCCGCAGGUACCGGGGCCGGGGCGGCGUCUGCAGACGGGGCCGAGCGAUGGGCCGGGUCCCGGGCCGCCUCCCGCGCGUGCAGGCUUUUGAGCCGGGCCGGGCUCGCCCAGAGGGGCCGGAGCAACCGGGUCUGGCCUGGGCCUGGGAUUGGGCCCGGCCUGGGGCGGGGACCGGGUCCGCUGUGUCGCGGUGCGCCGAGCGCCCGGGGAGAGCCGUGGGGUGCCGGAGUCCCGCGGGCCGAGCUCGGGGCCGAGCGGCCGCUGGGCCCGGUUCUGUUCCUUCGGUAUCCGCAGGGGCUCCUCGGUACUGAGCCGAAUCCCUCCGGUUCUCCCCCAUACCGAUCUCCCUGCGGCUCCGCCCGCUCCGACGCACCGGCGGGGAACCGGGAGCGCUGCCGCCGCGGGGGGGGGAGAGCGAACUCCCGGUGUUGGCGCCCGCGCGAGCCGCCCCCGGGCCUCCCCCCCGCACCCACCCCGGGGACCCCGAGCAGGCGGCACCCGGCGGUCCGGUGAGGGCCGAGAGAGUGCGACCGUCCCGGCUGAGCCGAAGGGAAUCGGUGCUGCAUCCGGCAGAGCUGCCCGAGGACUGCCUGGUGGAACCAACGCCAGCGCUCCCAGCGUCGGUGCCUUCCUGGCUGUCCGCUCAGCAGGGCAGGAGCCCAGCAGCAGCCCGGCCAUGACCAGCAGAGGAGCCGCCAGGCCGAAUGGGCAGUCCCAAGCCAGCAAAAUCUGUCAGUUCAAGCUGGUGCUGCUGGGCGAGUCAGCGGUGGGGAAAUCCAGCCUGGUGCUGCGCUUCGUCAAGGGGCAGUUCCACGAGUACCAGGAGAGCACCAUCGGGGCGGCGUUCCUCACACAGUCUGUCUGCCUGGACGACACAACGGUGAAGUUUGAGAUCUGGGACACAGCAGGCCAGGAGCGAUACCACAGUCUGGCCCCCAUGUACUACCGGGGGGCACAGGCUGCCAUCGUGGUCUACGAUAUCACCAACCAGGAAACAUUUGCACGGGCAAAAACAUGGGUGAAAGAGCUGCAGAGACAAGCCAGCCCCAGCAUCGUCAUUGCGCUCGCGGGCAACAAAGCCGACCUGGCCAGCAAACGUAUGGUGGAGUACGAAGAGGCACAGGCUUACGCAGAUGACAACAGCCUAUUGUUCAUGGAGACGUCGGCCAAGACAGCGAUGAAUGUGAACGACCUCUUCCUGGCCAUCGCCAAGAAGCUGCCAAAGAGCGAGCCCCAGAGCACGAGUGGUGCAGCAGGGAGGAGCAGAGGCGUGGACCUUCACGAGCAAACCCAGCAGAACAAGAGCCAGUGUUGUAGCAACUGAAGGGCAGCCUUCGGCAGUGGCCUGCGAGCGAGGAAGAGCUAAGAUAUAACCUCCACCCCCCCCCGUCCACCACACCACACCUCACCUCCAUAACAGCGCACCGAGAAACCCACCCGAACCAGAACCCUCCCGAGAGCUCUUAACUGCACUUUUUAAUGCUUCAAAACCACCACCAGACACCCGUGACCACCAUCCUGACGGCGAUGGAACUACAUCCGCCGGGGACUUAACUUCCAGAGAGAGAGAGAGAGAGAAAAAAAAAGAGAGAGAAAACAAACCAACAAACUCUUCUUCACUUUGUAUUAUAAGUGCAAAUAGCGACCUAACCGCAGCUCCUCCCUCUGCCUUUCUCCCUCUUCCACCUCCCUCUUUGCUCUGUGGGCUCAGCCCCGCUCACGUCUCCCCUCCUGGUGGCGCGAUGGCAGCGCAUCCUCGGGGUUGGCUUUGUGUGUGACCGACUGAGAUGGCACCGGAGACCUCUGGGAAAACGUGGGGUUGAAAUACGGAUUUAUUUUUGUAAUUUUCUUUUUUUUCCCUUUAUUUUUUUCCUCCCUAUGGCUGUCCGGGAGGGAAAAGCUGCAGUGUCCUUCACUUCCUUCCUUGGUGGCCUUUUGUUUAUUAUUUUUUCUUUGCUGAAGGUUUGGAAGUGCCUGGGAACCUUUAGUGAGGGGAGAGUGGGGGGGGGGGGAUGCAGAGCCAGCAGGACGACCCUAACAGCUGCCUCUGCCCCCCCCCCCCCCCCAAUCCCUGUGCUGUGAUCCCAGGGCUUGCAGAGCCCCGCUCUCACUUCGUCCCCCCCAUUCCUCCUCCUGCCUUUGGUUGGCGCUCGAGUUGGGGGUUCUGCCUCUCUUUGCUUUUCCCUUCGGCUCCUGUUUGCUCUGGAGGUUGGGAGCAGAGGAGGGAGGUGAAAGCGUUCGUUCCUUUCUCCUCUUCCCGGAUGGAACUCGGAUCCCUUGGGCUGCUGCCAGGCGCCGUGCCCUGCAAUGCAGCCCGGAGGCCAUUGCCCUCUCCCUGCACCCAACAACCACCUGGGCUCCCCGGGACCCUUCUUUGUAUGGGUUGGGGAGGGGGGGGGCUUUGCCCCCUCUUCUUGUGGGAGGUUGGGGGUCCCGCAUGACGCCCCGCAGUGGGGGCUGAGCAGAUCGCAGCUGUGGGGCUGAGAUCCAAACCUCAGCUCUGCUUUACCCCUCUGCAUGGCCCGAGGACGGCCCCCCCCCCCCGGGGGGAGUGAGGGGGGGACACUGCAGCUUUCCCGACCCUCUCCAUUUUCCCCUCUGUCUCCGCUGAUUUGUUUGGUUGGGUUUGUUUGGGUUUUGGUUUGUUUUGGUUUUUUUUUUUCCUCCUUGCUUUGAGGAAGCUCCUCCAUCGCAUUGAAAUAACGAAUCGUGGUAACAGAACUCA